ACUCUGAGCUUGCAGUCCACACAGGUUGAGGUCUUCGGCGUGCUGCAGAAUUGUUGUACGACAGAAUCUCGGGUUUCGGAAUGGCUGCUCGCAAAGACUCGACAACUCCUUUCUCUCUGGACCUGUACCAUGUUUCAGAGGAACUCGGCUUCAUUCUACCAGAGCCUCUGCAAAAUCUUCCACCUUACUACCAACCAUGGAUGGAUAUCGCCUGCCAAGUCCCAGAGCUUGUUCUCGCACACGAGUUACGCUCUCAAGUUAACAAGAUGCCUCAGUUGAGCACCCAGUUUUUGCAGAAACACCGUGAAUUGCGACUAGCACACCUGGCCCUCAGUGUGAUGACUAUGGGAUAUGUUUGGCAGGACGGUGAGAAGAACACAGUUGAGAUGCUUCCUUGUACUUUGGCUGUCCCAUACUGGGAGGUGUCCCGCCGCUUAGGACUUCCUCCAAUUCUCACCCAUGCUGAUGCGGUCCUGGCGAACUGGCGGAAGAAGGAUCCAGACGGCCCUUUAGACAUCGAGAACUUGGAGCUGCUGGUUAGCUUACCCGGUGGUGAAAGUGUGCAGGGCUUCUUCCUUGUCACGCUAAUGGUGGAGAGAGCAGCGAUUCCUGCUCUGAGGAGCAUUCCUAAAGUCAUCAAUGGUGUCAGAUGUGGUGAUUCUAAAGCUGUGACCACAGCCUUGGAGGAGAUCAGCCAAUCUAUAGAUGGCAUGGUAGGAUGCCUUAAGCUAAUGCAAGUGCAUGUGGAUCCGUCUGUCUUCUAUGGCAUCAUGAGGAUCUUCCUGUCUGGGUGGAAAGAUAAUCCAUGUAUGCCAAAUGGUUUGGUUUAUGAGGGUGUCCAGAUAGAACCAGUGGAGUACUCUGGUGGAAGCGCUGCACAAAGCAGCCUCUUGCACUGUUUUGAUGAACUUUUGGGAGUCAAACAUGAGGACAAAAGUGGCGCUUUCCUAACCCGCAUGAGGAGCUACAUGUUACCUGCUCACAAACAACUCAUCCAGGACAUCUCGUUGCAACCCUCCUUGAGGACGUUUGUGCAGCAGCAGGCCAAUGAAGACCUCACUGAGGCCUUUCAGGAAUGUGUGUCCAAACUGUUGGCUUUGCGCAGCUAUCACAUCACCGUCGUCACACGCUUUAUCACAAUUCCUGCCUCUAAAGCCCGACAACUAUACAACCGCAAAGAGGACACUGAGGCGGAGAUGAUCUGCAAGGCCCCCAGAGCGCUGGAGGAACGGGGCACUGGUGGCUCUGGCAUUAUGAGCUUCUUAAAGACUGUGAGGAAUCAAACAAGAGACGCCCUGUUGCCCAAGCAAGCAAAGAGAUGAAGCACCACAGCCGAUGUCGUUGUCAGCUACAUCUCAUAAAACAAGUAGUAAAUCACAUGAGAGAAAUGUAUAUGUCAUAAAAACAUUACUUUUGGCAUAGUGAGAGGCCCUUUUUUGCUUGGCUCACUCAGACUUUUGUUUUGCCAGUAAACAAACCAAAACCACAUUGA
Molecule: messenger RNA, 1492 nt
Organism: Doryrhamphus excisus (bluestripe pipefish)
Lineage: Eukaryota; Metazoa; Chordata; Actinopteri; Syngnathiformes; Syngnathidae
Gene: ido1
Product: indoleamine 2,3-dioxygenase 1
Biological process (GO): 'de novo' NAD+ biosynthetic process from L-tryptophan
Cellular component (GO): cytoplasm
Molecular function (GO): L-tryptophan 2,3-dioxygenase activity; heme binding; indoleamine 2,3-dioxygenase activity
Source: RefSeq, a predicted model, not a curated record